AUGCCAUGCUGUUAUGUUUGUACUGUCAAACUGGACACCGAAAGUACACAGGUGUGUUCAAGCAUUACACCACAUAGUGAUACACCGUUUGCACAAAAAAUUGCUGAGAUGCUUGGAGAAGAAUUUGUGGCUAUUGUAACCCCCGCUGAUCAGGUGUGCCCGAAAUGUACCUCACUUUUGAUUCAUUUGGACAAAGUUGAAACUGAGGGGAAACUUAUCCAAAAAUUGAUGCUGUCAAAAGUACAAAAAAAAUAUGGAAUGUUACCUCCUGAUCAGGCUAUACAAGAUGUUGAGAUUGCCAAUGGACACUUAGUGACAAAGGAACAACUAAAUCAAGGUCAACAUAAGGUACCUAAUGGUUGGACCGAAGGAGUUUCUUCUACUGCAACUACUACUGCCGUUGUUACUCCGAUAAAAACUCCAUUAAAAUUAUUUAAAACUCAGCAACUGCUGGAAGAACAGCAACAACAACAAUUACAACAACAAAAACAACAACAACAAAAAUUCAAUGACAAAGCUAAAAUAUACCAGUGCGGCAUUUGUGAAUUCCAAUCGAAAGAUCUAUCAACUGUUCGAUUACAUAUGAACAUUCAUAAGAACAAAAAGGCGCUAGAAAGCCCAAUUAUUAAUGAAGCAACUGCUACAUCGUUAACUUUGAAACCGAAACAGAAAAAACAACUCUAUAGAUGUCAAGUAUGUUCCUACACCUAUAACACUCGAAAUAAAUGCAUUGAACACAUUCAGAAAGAACAUAAAAAGCCAACUACAUCAAACUCAAAUGAAGUAAAGGACAAAUUUAAUGUUUAUCAAAUCGUCAUGUCUUAUUUAUUUUAUAUUAUUUUUAGGCCACAGAAACUGAAGGAAAUGCAACUGUGAAAGAAGGCAGAAAAACGGAAAAUGCAGGCGAUGCAAAAGAGACUGAAAACUAUCAGGAAGAUACAACUGCAAAAGAAGUAAAACCUGAACAAAAACCUGAGCCUGUUCAACAAGAAGUCGAUGCAGCCAUGCCCGAGCAGGAAAAAUCUGAUCAAGAAACUCUUAAAAGUGUUAAGAAAGAAUUUGGAAAAGACAAUGCAAAUGUGGAAAGCUAGGCGGGUAUCAUAGACAUUGAAUCAAUGUUGGCCGCAAUGAAAAAAGAUAAUCCUACAACUAACAGUGGAGAUACAUAACACAAUGCUUAAGAUGUAUACAACUUAUUUACAAUCAAUGUUAUGUUUAUAAGCUCCAGUUUCACAAUUCCAAAUGUAUUCUUCUCUGAUGGUUUUUUUUAUUUAUAAGA
Messenger RNA from Myzus persicae (green peach aphid), 1279 nucleotides. Its product is annotated as zinc finger protein 507-like. The transcript is spliced from 4 exons. The coding region runs from base 1 to 876 and encodes 291 amino acids. The record is from RefSeq and is a predicted model, not a curated record. NCBI's taxonomy places the organism in Eukaryota, Metazoa, Arthropoda, Insecta, Hemiptera, Aphididae.